UGAUAAGGAAUAUGUAAUGAUAAAAGGGCAGAGAACCAAAUGAAACAGAGCAGAAAAUCAAUGGAGAGUUUGAUGUUUUCCUUUGCUCUUUCAAUCUUGUUAUUAAGUAGCUUUACCCUCUCUUUUGAUUCCUCCACCGAUCAAAAUGCACUUGUUUCCUUCAAAAACUCCAUCAUCUCCCACCCUUAUGCCUUCAAUUGGUCACAAAACACAUCUGUUUGUGAUUGGAUUGGUGUGUCGUGCGGCCUCAAGCACCACCGCGUCACUGCUCUCAAUCUCUCCGGCUUCGGCCUUGCUGGAACUAUUGCUCCACAUCUCGGAAACCUAACGUUCCUGAGAUAUUUGGACAUAAGUUCCAACAGUUUCACAGGGAGCUUACCCUCUGAGCUCUCUAAACUGCGUCGUUUAAAGGUGAUGAACGCCGGAAUAAAUUCAUUCACCGGAGAAAUACCACCAUGGUUGGGCAGUUUACCUCAACUAGAAGCACUCAAUCUGUACAGUAAUCAGUUGAGUGGUUCCAUACCACAUGCUAUUUUCAAUGUCUCUUCAAUUAGAGAAAUUGAAAUUGGCAAUAAUAGCCUAUCAGGUAUGCUGCCAAGUGAUAUGUGCAACAAUACGCCCAACAUCAAAAUAUUGUCACUUGAACAAAAUCAAAUUGGAGGGGAAAUUCCGUCAAAUAUAUGGAAAUGCACACAUCUUGAGAUGUUGUCAUUAUCCUACAACAAUUUCAGUGGCAACAUUCCACGUGAAAUUGGAAGACUGGCCUUCCUUUCAAAUAUGUCGUUGGGGUACAAUAAUGGUUUUGGAGGAGGACUUCCACAAGAAAUUGGAAAUCUCACAAGACUAGAGAUAUUAACAAUUGGCGGUGCUUCUCUAACCGGGGAUAUUCCAUCUUCAAUCUUCAACAUCUCUUCUUUGAGAAUCUUGAGUUUAUCUCACAAUAAUUUGUCAGGUGAAUUACCACAAGAGAUUGGCACUCUGCCAAGACUCGAGUUUUUCUCUGUGUUUAACAAUUCUUUCCAUGGAUCCAUCCCAUCUUCAAUAUUCAACAUAUCAACAUUGAAAAAUUUAGCAGUUUCAUUCAAUGAGUUUUCUGGUACUCUUCCUUCAGACAUUGGUCGUUCACUUAUUAAUCUUGAAGCCUUCUAUGCGAGUAAUAACAGACUAAGUGGUCCAAUUCCAACCUCCAUUACCAAUUCUUCUAAACUUACACACUUGGACUUGUCUCUCAACUCAUUUAGUGGCUCCAUACCACUCUUUGGUAAUUUGAACCUCCUACAAUGUCUUCUCCUUUACAAUAAUAAUUUGAGUGGAGCAAAAUUCCCAACCCAAGAAUUGACAUUUCUCUCUUCAUUAACGAAUUGUCGAUAUUUGGAUCGGUUGGGUGUGUCUGGUAAUCCCCUUAGUGGCAUCUUACCCUCCUCACUUGGGAAUUUUUCUUCUUCUCUUUUGACUUUUGAAGCAUCACAAUGCAACAUCAAGGGUUUCAUUCCUUCUCAGAUAGGAAACUUAUCUAGUAUCCUAUUCAUUUAUUUGGCUGGGAAUCAACUGAGUGGACCAAUUCCACCAACAAUUGGGAAAUUGAAGAAACUCCAAAGCAUAAAUCUUAGGGGCAAUCAAUUGGCAGGGCCUAUCCCUAACAAUGUUUGUAGAAUGAAUAGUUUGGGGGAGUUGGUCCUUGCUAGUAACAUGCUUGUGGGUACAAUACCUGAUUGUUUGGGUGAUGUUAAAUCCUUGAGAGUGAUUCAUAUAGCUUCCAACCAAUUGAAUUCAAUCAUUCCUCCCAAGUUGUGGAAUCUUAGAGAUCUCAUUUCUUUGAAUUUGUCCUCCAAUUCCUUGAGGGGUCAAUUGACAUAUCAGCUUGGCAAAUUAAAGUCAAUAAACUCUUUGGAUUUGUCUUUGAAUCAAUUUUCAGGCGAUAUUCCCAGCUCAAUUGAUGGUUGUGAAUCUUUAGAAUUUCUUGACUUAUCAAAUAAUUUGUUUAGUGGAUCCAUUCCUCAAUCAUUGGGAGAGGUUAAGAGUUUGAUAAGAUUGGAUUUAUCCUUCAAUAAUCUUUCCGGAUCAAUACCCAAAUCCUUAGAAAACCUUACAUUACUUGAAAAUUUUAAUGUUUCCAACAAUAAACUGGAGGGGGAAAUUCCAGAUGGGGGUUGUUUUCGUAACUUCAGUGCCACUUCUUUUUCCCACAACUUAGCUCUCUGCGGUCCAAUAACAUUUCAAGUUUCGCCCUGCUCAGAAAAAAAUCAUAGAUCAUGGUUAAAGAAACUUGUGGUGUCAUCAGUGGUUAUAGCUGUCAUCGCGGUGUUUGUAAUGCUGGUUCUCAUAAGCAUGCGCAAACAGAAAAAAGUAGCACUCCCUGCUGACAUUUCACCAGGAACUACUGAAUGCAAAAGAAUUUCUUAUAAAGAACUUGAACAAGGAACAAGUUCAUUUAGUGAAAUCAACUUACUUGGAAGAGGUAGUUUUGGUUCAGUAUUCGAAGCAACACUUUUCGAUGGGUUAAAAGUUGCAGUGAAAGUGUUCCACUUGGAAUUGCAAGGAGCGGCAAAGAGCUUUGAUGCAGAAACUGCUAUAUUAAGCAACAUUCGACACAGAAACUUAGUUCGAGUUAUUGGAUGUUGUUGUAACAUGGAGUUUAAAGCACUGAUUCUCGCAUACAUGCCAAACAGGAGCUUGGAUAAAUGGUUGCAUUCCGAUAAGUGUGGUUUGGAUCUUAUAAAGAGACUGAAAAUAGCAAUAGAUGUUGCGGCCGCCUUGGAAUAUCUUCACCAUUACUACACAUUCCCAGUUGUUCAUUGUGAUAUAAAGCCAAGUAAUGUGUUGCUUGAUCAAGACAUGACAGCUCAUCUUGCUGAUUUUGGUAUUUCCAAGCUUUUUGAUGGAGGGGAAACAACUAUUCAAACACAAACAAUGGCAACUAUUGGUUACGCAGCACCAGAGUUUGGAAUGGAUGGCAAAGUGUCAAUAAACGGGGAUGUAUACAGUUUUGGGAUACUGCUGCUAGAGAUGUUCACUGGAAAGAAGCCAACUGAUGAUAUGUUCGGUGAAGAAAUGGGUUUAAAGGAGUGGGUAAGUGAAGCAUUAGAGCAAAAUGCAGCAGCUGAAAUCAUGGCGUCUACUCUGUUAUCAACGGAAGAUCAACAUCACUUUGCAAAGGAGCAAUGUUUGUUGUCAAUAUUUCAAUUGGCAAUGAAAUGUUUAGCCGUUUCAGCAGAUGAAAGAAUCAAUAUGAUUGAAGCAGCGGCCGGUCUACACCGUAUCUAUACAACAAUUGUAGCCGGUAAUGGGGUUUGAUUCUUGUAGGAAGUGUAGCUUUGAAUUUCAAUAUGAUAAAACUUAAUAGGUUUAUGUAUUGAUGGAUACAUUUGUUUAGAAUGAUGAAAAUAAAUCCCUCACUCAAAAUAUGUCUAAUGCAAGUGGAACUUGACUUAAAA
Molecule: messenger RNA, 3434 nt
Organism: Salvia splendens (bonfire salvia)
Lineage: Eukaryota; Viridiplantae; Streptophyta; Magnoliopsida; Lamiales; Lamiaceae
Product: putative receptor-like protein kinase At3g47110
Exons: 4
Coding region: 40-3294 (1084 amino acids)
Biological process (GO): protein phosphorylation
Molecular function (GO): ATP binding; protein kinase activity; receptor serine/threonine kinase binding
Source: RefSeq, a predicted model, not a curated record